Molecule: messenger RNA, 558 nt
Organism: Trichoderma harzianum CBS 226.95
Lineage: Eukaryota; Fungi; Ascomycota; Sordariomycetes; Hypocreales; Hypocreaceae
Exons: 1
Source: RefSeq, a predicted model, not a curated record
CCAGCUCCUCCAGCUCCCACCGAAGCCCCCUCCCUCCAGAACCGCCAAAUCGACUUUCGCAUCCUUACACAAACCGUCGUCCGCGCAUCCACCACCAUCGUCACAACCAUCACCCUCGGCACCAUCGAGCCAGUUGCCACAGAGACAAUCGCUGUCGUGCCUCUGCCCGUCCACCACCAUGGCCUCUCGGGUGGGCAAAUCGGCGCCAUCCUCGGCUCCGUAGUCGGCGUCGUCGUCUUGCUCCUCAUCGUCGGCUUUUGCUAUGUCGGGCGGCGAAGAAUGCCCAUCACAUAUGAGGAGGAGACGACGAAGAAGACAAAGAGGAAGAGAAGAAGCAGCUCUCGUACCACUCGCGGUAUAUACCAGUACACGGAAGAGGACAUAUACUAUGUGCCCUCACGGAAGAAGUCAUCGUCCUCAAGGAGGGCCAGCGUCAAGGUUGAGGUUCAGGAACCUGCAGCCGCGGUCGUGACUGAGAGGAUUCCGGGAGGCCCCAAGUUUCCUACAUACCGCGCUAUCCCAAUAUCGAACCCUCGAAAUCCCCAAGUUUGGCGAUCG